Messenger RNA from Lepus europaeus (European hare), 3485 nucleotides. It is a transcript of the gene DPP9, whose product is annotated as dipeptidyl peptidase 9. Lineage: Eukaryota; Metazoa; Chordata; Mammalia; Lagomorpha; Leporidae. The transcript is spliced from 23 exons. The record is from RefSeq and is a predicted model, not a curated record. Bases 188 to 2926 code for a protein of 912 amino acids. Gene Ontology annotation, biological process: proteolysis. Gene Ontology annotation, molecular function: serine-type peptidase activity; dipeptidyl-peptidase activity.
CCCGCCACUUCCGGGGCCGCCGUCCAGGGCAUGGAGCCGCGAGCGUGAGGCGCCGCCGGCCCAGGACGCCCUGCCCAGCGCGGCCGCCGCCCCGCGCCCCGGUUCGCGUCCCCGCCUGCUGCGGCCGGAAUGGGGGCCCCGUGCAGCCUUUAGAAGGCGCCGCCCCCCUGAGGCCGCCGAGCAGUUCAUGCGGAAGGUGAAGAAGCUGCGGCUGGACAAGGGGAGCCUGGACAAGGGGAGCGCCGGCGGCUGGAGGAGGCUCCUUUGCUGUGAGCGCGAGCCCGGCAGGGGUGGCAGCUUCUCACUGCGUUCAGAGGGCGCUGAGAGCAUGUCGGCGGGGGAGCCGGCGGCCGAGCGGGCGGGCGCGGGCGACACGGACGCCGCGGCCACGCGCUUCCAGGUGCCCAAGCACUCGUGGGAGGGGCUGCGCGGCAUCAUUCAUGGCAGCCGGAAGCACUCGGGGCUCGUGGCCAACAAGGCGCCGCACGACUUCCAGUUCGUGCAGAAGACGGACGAGGCCGGCCCCCACUCCCACCGCCUCUACUACCUGGGGAUGCCGUACGGCAGCCGGGAGAACUCCCUGCUCUACUCCGAGAUCCCCAGGAAGGUGCGGAAGGAGGCCCUGCUGCUGCUGUCCUGGAAGCAGAUGCUGGACCACUUCCAGGCCACGCCGCACCACGGGGUCUACUCGCGGGAGGAGGAGCUCCUGCGGGAGCGGAAGCGCCUGGGCGUCUUCGGCAUCACCUCCUACGACUUCCACAGCGAGAGCGGCCUCUUCCUGUUCCAGGCCAGCAACAGCCUGUUCCACUGCCGGGACGGCGGCAAGAACGGCUUCAUGGUGUCCCCCAUGAAGCCGCUGGAGAUUAAGACCCAGUGCUCGGGGCCGCGGAUGGACCCCAAGAUCUGCCCGGCCGACCCCGCCUUCUUCUCCUUCAUCAACAACAGCGACCUGUGGGUGGCCAACAUCGAGACGGGCGAGGAGCGGAGGCUCACCUUCUGCCACCGGGGUGAGCCAGGCCUGUCCAGCGUCCUCGACGACCCCAAAUCCGCGGGCGUGGCCACCUUCGUCAUCCAGGAGGAGUUCGACCGCUUCACAGGGUACUGGUGGUGCCCCACGGCCUCCGAGGAAGGCCCCGAGGGCGUCAGGACGCUGCGGCUGCUCUAUGAGGAGGCGGACGAGUCCGAGGUGGAGGUCGUGCACGUGCCAUCCCCCGCGCUGGAGGAGCGGAAGACGGACUCGUACCGGUACCCCCGGACAGGCAGCAAGAACCCCAAGAUCGCCCUGAAACUGGCCGAGUUUCAGACUGACAGCCAGGGCAAGAUCCUGUCAGCCCAGGAGAAAGAGCUGGUGCGGCCAUUCAGCGCCCUGUUCCCCAGAGUGGAGUACAUCGCCAGGGCCGGCUGGACCCGCGACGGCAACUACGCCUGGGCCAUGUUCCUGGACCGGCCCCAGCAGCGGCUGCAGCUCGUCCUGCUGCCCCCAGCCCUGUUCAUCCCGACCCCGGAGAGCGAGGAGCAGCGGGCGGCCUUCGCCAGGGCCGUGCCCCGGCACGUGCAGCCGUACGUGGUGUACGAGGAGGUCACCAACGUCUGGAUCAACGUGCACGACAUAUUCUACCCCUUCCCCCAGCUCGAGGGCCAGGAGGAGUUCUGCUUCCUGCGCGCCAACGAGUGCAAGACGGGCUUCUGCCACCUGUACAGGGUCACUGCCCUCCUGAGGCCCCGCGGCUACGACUGGGCCGAGCCCCUCAGCCCCGGCGAAGAUGAAUUUAAAUGUCCCAUAAAGGAGGAGGUGGCCCUGACCAGCGGUGAAUGGGAGGUGUUGGCAAGGCACGGCUCCAAGAUCUGGGUGAACGAGGAGACCAAGCUGGUGUACUUCCAAGGCACCAAGGACACACCGCUGGAGCACCACCUCUACGUGGUCAGCUACGAGUCGGCCGGCGAGAUCGUGCGCCUCACCACGCCCGGCUUCUCCCACAGCUGCUCCGUCAGCCAGAACUUCGACAUGUUCGUCAGCCACUACAGCAGCGUGAGCACGCCGCCGUGCGUGCACGUGUACAAGCUGAGCGGCCCUGACCACGACCCCCUGCACAAGCAGCCCCGCUUCUGGGCCAGCAUGAUGGAGGCGGCCAGCUGCCCCCCGGACUACGUGCCCCCCGAAAUCUUCCACUUCCACACGCGCUCGGACGUGCGGCUCUACGGCAUGGUCUACAAGCCACACGCCGUGCAGCCCGGCAAGAAGCACCCCACGGUGCUCUUCGUGUACGGGGGCCCGCAGGUGCAGCUCGUGAACAACUCCUUCAAAGGCAUCAAGUACCUGCGGCUGAACACGCUGGCCUCGCUGGGCUACGCCGUGGUUGUGAUCGACGGCAGGGGCUCGUGCCAGCGGGGGCUGCGCUUCGAAGGGGCCCUCAAAAACCAGAUGGGCCAGGUGGAGAUCGAGGACCAGGUGGAGGGCCUGCAGUUCGUGGCUGAGAGGUACGGCUUCAUCGACCUCAGCCGCGUCGCCAUCCACGGCUGGUCCUACGGAGGCUUCCUCUCGCUCAUGGGGCUCAUCCACAAGCCGCAGGUGUUCAAGGUGGCCAUCGCGGGCGCCCCGGUCACCGUGUGGAUGGCCUACGACACGGGCUACACGGAGCGCUACAUGGACGUCCCGGAGAGGAACCAGCACGGCUACGAGGCGGGCUCUGUGGCCCUGCACGUGGAGAAGCUGCCCAACGAACCCAACCGCCUGCUCAUCCUCCACGGCUUCCUGGACGAAAACGUGCACUUUUUCCACACGAACUUCCUCGUGUCCCAGCUGAUCCGAGCCGGAAAACCUUACCAACUGCAGAUCUACCCCAACGAGAGGCACAGUAUCCGCUGCCCCGAGUCGGGCGAGCACUACGAGGUGACGCUGCUGCACUUUCUACAAGAGUACCUCUGAGCCCGACAGCACAAGCGGCCGCCGCCGCCGCCCCGGGGACCAGGCCGGGCCGGCCUGCGCCCGCCGCCCGCCCGCGCGGUCAGCCUUCCGCGGCCGAGGACCCGGCGCAGCCCUGGGCGGCCUCGCCGCCGCCCCCGCUCAGACGCAUGCGAUUGCCUGUCCCCCAGCCCCCCACGUUUGUGCUUUGUUCGGGGGACGUUUCAAGUAUUUAACAGAACGCGAGGGGUGCUCAGCCUGGAGUCGGGGCCGCGGCCCGGUGAGGGGCGUCGGCCGGCACCCGCGGACCCCCGACGGCCGGAGCCCGGGGGCGCUCGGCGGCUGCGGCCCGGCCCGCCCUGCCCGGGGGUGGGGCUGGGGGCCGAGGCCGCGCCCACCUCAGGGUUGAUCUCCCUCCCUCCCCUCCCCUCCCCGCCAAGAGUUCCGGCAAAAAAAAAGCUAAACAAAAAAAGUCCCCCGAAACAAACCUCUACAUAUUAUGGAAAAAAAGAUAUUUUUGUCGAUUCUUAUUCUUUUAUAAUUAUGCGUGUAAGUAGGACUCAUUAAACGAUUCCAGACGGAG